Molecule: messenger RNA, 479 nt
Organism: Meloidogyne enterolobii
Lineage: Eukaryota; Metazoa; Nematoda; Chromadorea; Rhabditida; Meloidogynidae
Source: the annotation of a GenBank genome assembly
GAUUAGGGUGUUGGUUAUUUGAGACUCAGCGGUGGAGUCGGUUGUAUUGAAUAUGAAAACUAAUGCAGUGGGCCACCCAAUUUCGGAUUUCGAGUGCCAGCUGGGACCGUGCCAACAAAGAUGGUUUAAUUGGAGUUCUGGGGUAGAUUUUCCCCUUGUCAGGUUGGUUAAUGUCUCAAUUUCCUUGGUGCAGUUUGCUAUAAAGACCGGUUGGUGUUCCACAUCUUGAAGCCAGCUAAGGGCAAUGGUUGAGUCACACCAAAUGAAGGUUUUAUCUAGUUCCCGGUGUAAUCCCCUUUGGAUUAAUUUGGUCGCUCUAAAUCCCGUUAAAAUUCUUAGUAGUUCUAAUCCCGGUAUAGUGAGUUUUGAGUUUGCUUUUAGUGGGCGCAAACGAUUUUUGGAGAAAACCAAGGUGGUUAGCUUCUUUGGAAGGUGAUGCCUAAUGACGGCAGAGAGAAUGUAAGGAGAGCUAAUAAUCC